Messenger RNA from Patella vulgata (common limpet), 5666 nucleotides. RefSeq names its product solute carrier family 66 member 2. The record is from RefSeq and is a predicted model, not a curated record. The coding region runs from base 384 to 1163 and encodes 259 amino acids. Gene Ontology annotation, cellular component: trans-Golgi network; endosome. NCBI's taxonomy places the organism in Eukaryota, Metazoa, Mollusca, Gastropoda, Patellidae. The transcript has 7 exons. Gene Ontology annotation, biological process: retrograde transport, endosome to Golgi; phospholipid translocation.
UCGACGGAAGUUGGCUUUAAGAAAAGUAAUUCACGUUUACACUUUUUGAGUACAGUUUUAACUGUUCAUGUAAAUGUUGUCAAAUUAUGAAAUGUUGUUCUUCUGAACUACACUGAACUUGUUUUACGGCUAAGUUGGUUACAGUAUUGACAAGCAAUCAAUAAUAUAAAACUUUUCGCUCUACAUUUCCACUUUCACUAUUCACCGGCCACCAGAGAUUUUUUAAACCAUCCAGAAAAUUAAAAUGUAGCCUAGACAUCAUAUCCAAUGUGGGAGCCACAGUAGUAGCUACUAGCUAAGUGAGAAAUUGUACAUGUAUUGCAGCUGGAAGGUACAGAUUGAAUGACAUUGAAUCAGUCUUAGAAAUGAUGGUUUAGAUUGACAUGAUGGAAAAAUUACAUUUGGAUAUAAAAAUGCCUGAAAUAACACUUAUAAAUCUUGUAAAUUGGGUAGCUGCAUCUGCUAUGAUAUUUGGCGGAGUUGUGCCCUUCAUACCACAAUAUAUGGACAUAAAAAGAAGUAAAAAUGCAGAAGGAUUUUCACUCUUCGUCUGUCUAACAUUACUAGUAGCCAAUAUUUUAAGAAUAAUGUUUUGGUUUGGUAAGCAUUUUGAACUGCCAUUAUUAGCUCAGAGUUUUAUUAUGGUGUUUGCUAUGUUGGGUUUGGUUGAGUUAUGUGUUAGUGUAAAACGAAAUACAGAAAUUAUCAGCUUAAAACCAAGAAGAUUUUUAGAUUCUAACUCAUCACAUACAUUUCUUGACUUUGAUUGGUCAUAUUUUUGGAAAUGGACAGAUUUUUUAAGUUAUGUAGAAUUUACAGCAACUUUUAUAUUAGUUGUAGGAGUUUUAACAUAUAUAUUUUUAACCAAUGCCAUCUAUGUUGAACUAAUAGGAUUUUUAGCAGUGUUUGCUGAGGCUAUGCUGGGUACACCACAGUUUUACAGAAAUUUUCAAAAUAAAUCAACAAUAGGAAUGAGUAUUAAAAUGGUUGGCUUUUGGACAUGUGGUGAUAUAUUUAAGACAGGGUAUUUUAUAUUACGUAGUGCACCACCACAGUUCUGGAUAUGUGGAAUGUUACAAGUUUCGAUAGAUAUGUGUAUUUUACUUCAAGUUUAUGUUUAUAAAAGUCCCCCAGUUAAAGUAUUAAAAGCCGCACAAAGUUAGUGUUUAAUAUAUAAAAGAACUGAUUUUAAUCUUAGCUUUCAUGUUGUGUUAACAUUUUUUAUACUUCAAUUUCAUGUUCUGUAACUGGAUUCUAAGCCUAGUUUAUAAAUGCCUCUUAUGUCUUUCUAGCUCAGUCUAAUUAAAAUAAGAUUAUAUUACAAUAUCAUUGUGACAUACAUGUAGGGGAGUCGGUUGACCGAAUGGUUAGCACGUGUGUGCUGUAUGAUCAGGUCUGUCAUUGAGUCAACUAGCGUGACAAGGAGUAGGGUCACUUGUCCAACCAUGUGGGUUUUCUCCGGGUCCUCCCACUGCUAAAGACCCUACGCGCAAGCGAAUUAUUGAAAUAAAAUUGAAUCACAUGUUAGUCCCAAAAUGACCUAGUUUGUGUCAUUGCUCUGUCUCUCUCUCAUUGUGACUUUUACCCUACACUGAAACUUAGUGUCAAGCACAUCUUCAGCCUGAUAUUGAUGUGUGUGAAAUAGCUUUACCAUCCAUUUCCAUUGAAGUGAUAUUGCCAAUAUUAAUAGCAAUGAGCAUUGAGCAUGUCAGUCAAAUGAUGUAAUCCCCAUACCACAUUCUCAAACACGUUAUAGGCAGUAUUUCUAAUUGGGUGACUCAGAGACUGAACAAUGUUUUGUAUAAUUUAUUGCUUAAGCUUAACCUUAAAGAAACAUAGAUGGGGACUUGUCAUGUCCCUAUAAUAUGCCCACCAGAAGCACAGUCAUCUACACUAGCUCUAAAAAUCAUUGUGAUCAAAUCCUGUAGGGCAAACUGUGAACUCAGUGUCAAACUUGAACAGUUAAAAUGUGAACGUAAAAGUAACUCGACACCUAACGUGUUCAAAAUUUACGAUCCAAAAUACGUUUCUUCCUUACACCAUAAUAAAGUUUUAGAAAUUCUAUCAAUAACAAACAUGUAUCACAUUCAAAAGAUUUCAUCAAUUUGAAUGUAAACUGGGGAAUAUUAUCUCCUUGAUAUCCGGUUGAAAAAUUCUGAAUUUGGAAAAAACAACAAUUUGUUUACAUGGAGGCUGCUAUCUGAUGUACCUUGGUUUCAUAUCCCACAAACCACAGACCCAAAUACUGCUACAGACAAAUCUGAUUGGCCAAUUAGUUCAUAUGAUCUGAAUGUUGUCUUCAACAGAAAUAUGUCAUACAUGUAUGUCACAGUGAAGUACAACAAUUAACAAAACAAAUUGAUAUCUGAUUUUAAUUAGAUUGUUUCUAACCAUGUUUUCUUUUAAAUGAUCCAUUAUGAAUAAACAAUAACAUAAUGUAAAGUAGUAUUUUUCAAAAAUAUUUUUCGUAAAUAAAGUUUAAUUUAUUGGACAUUUAUUUAAAAUGUUUCUCUUUAGAAAGAGAAUUGUUGAUAAUUUGCAACCAUGCACAAAAUAGUUUGAAAAUCACUAGUUUGCUUUAUUAUUAUGAUUAUAUAUUGUGAGCUAUACGUACAACCACCUGUUCAUGUUAAUGUAUCAACAUAUUUUUAUGUAAUACUUGUUAAUUGAUACAUGUAAAUACUGACCAACCUGGUUUCUUGAAAAAUAUUUGAGGAAAAUGAUAUAUUUCAUACCCAUAUAUCCCUUGACAGCAAGAACUACUACUCCAUAUUGUAGGACUGGCUGUAUAUUUGUUCUUAGAUAUUCACAUGACUCAAAUUCCAUUGUAUCUCAACAGUAGCUCUAUCUAUGCACCUAACAUUUGAAAUUUAGACAGAGAGUCGAUACUUUAAAAAAAAUAUAUAUUCUCCAAAUCAAAGAAAUCUAGUCAUUUUCAAGUACUGUAAUAGAACAAUUCUAUGACGACCUCAAGGAAUUUUAUGAGAAAAUAACAGUACAUUUUUGGGGUGAAAAUUAAUGGUGUUGAUGUAUCUGUAUUUAAAUUAGAUGUGUUGACUUAUUUUGUAGGAAGGUUAUCUUUGUUAGACUAAAACGAAAAUAAAAUUAAUAAAUAUACUGAUUAUCAAUGAACUGAUAACUUAAUCAUAAUUUUUAAAUUAUAUUGAUAAAUAUAUAUUUAUUAUCUCUGCAAUCAUGACUUAAUUUGAAGUAAACAACCACCUUAAAGAUACUUUCUUGCGUACAAAGUACUACAAACUGUGUGAUUUGAUGAUAUAUUUUUGACUAAAAACAUACAUAAACUAAUUAAUCUAUCAAAAAUUUGCUUCAAAUCCCUCUCAAAACUUUGUAUUUGCAGGGAGAUAUCUCAAGCUAUAAAAGAUCUAUUUUUACAAGCCAUGGUUGUCUCCUUGACCCAUUACUAAUCUUAAAACCAUGACCCAUUACUAAUUAAUUGAAAAAUGCACAUUUAAAAAAAAUGUUUUUUUUUCCAUGUUGACCAAAAAUAAAAAAAAGAUCUCUUUAUGCUAACAGUUGAUUGAAUGAGCAAAUUUAAGUCUGAUCAAAAAUGUUAACUUAUAUGAGUUUAAUUUCUUAAAAGUUUUCAUUUAUUGUAGAGUUUAAUACAAACAUGAUAAUUUAUUAACAUUACCCUCAUUAUUAAAGAAUAAUUAAAUUAAUAUGUUUAUUUCAAUUCUAAUGACAUAGGAAUUAGAUACAAAGUUUAAAAAAAAAUUUGAAUGAUCUCAUUUGUAUGUACACAUGUUAUCUUUAGCUUACCAUGUUAAUUGAUAUUGUGCAUCACAGCAAUUCAUAUUUCUAGAGUGUAAAUUUUUCAUAGAUCUUGCUCAAUUUAUAAGCUGGGUGUUUAAUAUACACUAUAGUGAUAUUUUGUGCCAUAUUUAUUGACAAGUAAUAAUAGUAAUGGAACAACCACUGCCAGAUUGUAAGAUUUUAUUUGGAUGUACAAUUCAUUGUAUCAAGAUAUUUCUUACCCCUGUGCAAAUAUAUGCUUCAUUACAUAAUGACAAGUUUUUACAUUCAAAUAUACACAUUUUUGACUUUUCAAAUCUAUGUGAACAGUCUCGCUUGUUGUGCCUUUAACUAAAACAUGUAAUUUUUGUAAUGUUUUGUUACUGAAAAUAUUGAAUUAAUUACAUUAAAACGUAGUGGCUUACUAGUACUACAAAUAUUAUUUGUGUAACAUAAAAUAUAUAAAAGUUUCUCACCAUAAUUUUAUAUGAUUACUCUUGAAUAACAACCUAAAGCAGAUAAAAUAUCCAAUCCAUAUAAUAUUAAUAGUACUAAGUAUAUUUAUGUAAAAUUAUAUAAUUCAAAGCAGCAUUAUGGAAGAUUAGAUAAGAGCUGACAGUUCUCGCUAUAAUAGUUAAAAAAUAGAUAAUAUAACCGGAAUAUGUUGAAAAUUUCAGUCAAAUUACUUCACUUUGAGCCUAGGAAUACUCAUUUUAAUAACACUAUAGCCUCAUUGGUCAUUGUUACGAUAAUAAACAAAGUCUCAAGUCUCGAUUAUCCAUUUUUACGGUUAAUCAUCAACAGCCGUUGAACAGUUGAUCGGAUUCAAAUCUAAUGAAAACUGGACUCAACAGAGGGCAUCGAGAGUUGAUUGUGUUAAUAAAUGUCUAAUUAAUAGUUUAUAUACCUGCUAUAGGCAGAUUUAGCUCUUAUAUAAUGUAUGAUUAAGGGACCACUCUUGUGUUUCAACCUUCUGUUGUACAAUUUUAAAAUAUUCCGAGGAACCUGUAAAUACUGAAAAAAAUUAUAUGCAUUUUAUUUAUCAAAGAAUUUUGUUUUUACAUUCUUUAAAAUGGUAGUUCAUUCCAUGAAUAUUUAUUAAUUUAAGGAUAAAAAAUAUACUUAUACAGUAUUAUUGAUAUGAUAUUUUGAUUUACACAUUCAAUAUAUUUUUAACAUUCUUUCAUAACUUCCAGUGCUCCUUCUGUCAGUUGACUCGACAAAAGCAGUUUUGUAAUUAAAGAUAUGUUCCUUUGCAGAUAAUAAGGCUAUUCUUGUGCAACAUAUAUCAUAUUUUCUUCUGACCUAGAAAAUCAAAAUUAUCCACAAACAGUGAUAAGCUCACAAAAAGAAGAAUGGAAUCCUCAGUGACAAUUGCAUGAUUGGUAGACAACAAUCAUAUUUACUUCUUGAUAAUUGAUUCUGUGAGCUAGUGGGUAUAGAUUUCAAAUUGCUUCCCAAAACAGACACAAAAAAGUUCAAAUCCAGAGAUAAAUUUGAUGAAAAUCAAUAAUAAUCCACUUUUUGUUUUUUUUUACAAGAAUCUGUUUUUUCACUCACAACACAGACAUUAGAUAUUUCAUUCAGCUUUUGCCAUUAUAAUUUCAUCUGUAUUAUUAUAUAAUGUGUUCAAUACUGUUCAUGCUAGUGCCAAUGCACUUGAAUUAGUUUAAAGACCCAUUUAAAGUUUAAUGACACAAAAUGGCAGACAUUAUUGAAUCCAUUGAAAUGGUGUACAAUAUUUACAUGCAAUCUAUUAAAUAACAUCCAUUUAUUUUUUCUUAUAUAUGGAAAUAAGAGUAAAAUGUACCUCAAUAGUCAAUAGUAUAAUCUGUGGAUCACUAAAUAGACAAGAGUGUACCAAUUUGUGUAUGAAAUUAAACUUUACCAAAAUAAAGAUAUUUUUAAUUUUA